CAGUGAUUUCAAUUUAAUAGUUAUUGUAGUACAACAUGUGGUGUUACACAUAAAUAAUAACAUACAAUUGAAUAAUAAAAUUAUUAAUUAUUAACUAAUUAAUAAAAACUCAAAUAAUUUAAUUACAAAUUAUUUUUGAUAAAAAAAGUAUCGAGUACUCGGACAGUCAAUUCCCGUUGGCCUUAAGGUUAUGUUUUGAUUGUAGACUACAGAAAUAAAAUUUAUAGAGUUAAAUAUAAGUAUUUAUAUAUUUAUUGUAUUGUUAUAAAUAUAUUAAUAAGCUUAACAAUGGAGGAUCAAGCGUGUCCACGUUGUAAAACAACAAAAUACCGAAAUCCAUCACUUAAAUUGAUGGUAAAUGUUUGCGGUCAUACAUUAUGUGAAAGUUGUGUUGAUUUAUUAUUUUUAAAAGGCUCUGGAUCCUGCCCAGAAUGUGAUACACCUUUGAGAAGAGUGAACUUCCGGGUUCAAAUGUUCGAAGAUUCAAUGGUCGAAAAAGAAGUGGACAUAAGAAAACGUAUUUUACGCGAUUACAAUAAAAAGGAGGAAGAUUUCGCUACCCUCAGAGAGUACAAUGACUACCUCGAAGAAAUAGAAACAAUCGUCUACAAUUUAUCCAACAACAUCGACGUGCUGGAAACGAAUAAAAAAAUCGAGCAGUACAAGAGAGAAAAUAAGGAUCAAAUAAAUAAAAACAGAAUGAAAAUCGGCAGGACUGAAAGUGAGUUACAGGAUUUACUGAUGAUGGAAAAACAGCGCGAAGAGGAGCGCAAACUACAGCUCGCUCGUGAAGAAAUCGAAGUAAAGAAGCGUAAAAUACGCGAUAAAGAAGCGCUCAUUGACGAGCUGAUGUUUUCUGAGGGCGAUGCUAGAAAUAUCGUCGAAACUUUCGCCACUUCAAUGCAGUCAAGUAUAGAAAAAUCGAACAAAAUAGCGCCGACACCCAAAGUGACACAAUUCAGUACGGGAAUACAAUUCGGUAAAGGAAGUCAAGGAUUCUUACCGAUUCCGAAGCUAGACGACGGCCCGCUUUUCUCAUAUGUUCCGAUCGAGCAGAAAACAGAAGGACCUCCAGCGCCAUCCUGGCAGCAAGUAUUUUCCCAUGGGUAUAUAAAUCAUGUAAGAAGUGAGACAAAAAUCGAACAAGCCGGAGGAUUCAAAGCAACAAUCGCGUGUCUGCGAGCAUUGCAAGAGGCUAUGGCUGGACUAUACCACAAUCCGUCUCAGCGAUCGAAUUAAACCAAUCGAUUUAUUUAUUUAUUUUAUUCUUUUAUCUCAAGGUAUUUUUUUUAAUCAUAAUUAUAAUUUUUUUUUUUUCUAAUAAUUGGUGUUAAUUUAUAAUGUACUCUUGUAUUUAAUUAUUUGAGUUUAAAUUUUUAAAGCCUCAAGUAAAUCUAAGUCUUAUACUAAG
Messenger RNA from Microplitis mediator, 1411 nucleotides. It is a transcript of the gene Mat1, whose product is annotated as CDK-activating kinase assembly factor MAT1. NCBI's taxonomy places the organism in Eukaryota, Metazoa, Arthropoda, Insecta, Hymenoptera, Braconidae. Gene Ontology annotation, biological process: nucleotide-excision repair; regulation of transcription by RNA polymerase II; positive regulation of cyclin-dependent protein serine/threonine kinase activity. The record is from RefSeq and is a predicted model, not a curated record. Gene Ontology annotation, molecular function: cyclin-dependent protein serine/threonine kinase activator activity. The transcript is spliced from 2 exons. Gene Ontology annotation, cellular component: transcription factor TFIIH holo complex. The coding region runs from base 289 to 1239 and encodes 316 amino acids.